This is a messenger RNA of Scatophagus argus, 1568 nucleotides long. RefSeq names its product l-isoaspartyl protein carboxyl methyltransferase, like (gene pcmtl). Gene Ontology annotation, biological process: protein modification process. NCBI's taxonomy places the organism in Eukaryota, Metazoa, Chordata, Actinopteri, Scatophagidae. Bases 170 to 919 code for a protein of 249 amino acids. Gene Ontology annotation, molecular function: protein-L-isoaspartate (D-aspartate) O-methyltransferase activity. Gene Ontology annotation, cellular component: cytoplasm. The record is from RefSeq and is a predicted model, not a curated record. The transcript has 9 exons.
ACUGCCUGUCACAAUACCUCGAGAUGUGACUGGAUUUCUACGGCGUCAUGUUGGAGAGGACGUAUCCUAUUGGUCACGAGUUGUGGUUCGCUGUGGGACAACCCAGGAAGUUUGUCUCAGCUGGAAGAAGAAAUCGUAGGAAACUAGCAAGGGAGAUCCAGUGUGGGAGAUGCGAGCGGCGUUACGCCUGGCAGUCGUAGCAGUCCCUAUGGGUGUGCUGCUAUCCCGGACCAUGGCGUGGAUGUCCAGUGGCAAAACAAAUGCAGAGCUCAUCAGCAGGCUGAGGGAUCAUGGGGUGAUCCGCAGCGACCGAGUGUUUGAUGCCAUGCUGGCUACAGACAGAGGCCUCUACUCUACAGACUAUCCUUAUGCGGACUCUCCUCAGUCCAUAGGCUACAGGGCGACCAUCAGUGCACCACACAUGCAUGCUCACGCUUUGGAGCUGUUAAGUGACAAGCUAACUGAAGGGGCAUCAGCACUAGAUGUGGGUUCAGGAAGUGGAUAUCUCACUGCCUGCUUUUCAAGGAUGACAGGAUCCAGUGGUAAAGUGGUCGGGAUUGAACACAUCGAUGAACUGGUUCAAAUGUCAAUAAAAAAUGUGCAAGCUGAUGACCCAGAACUGCUCUCCACUGGACGCAUCAAAUUUGUAGUGGGAGAUGGCAGGCUCGGCUUUCCAGAUGGAGCGCCAUAUGAUGCCAUUCACGUUGGUGCAGCUGCAGCUACGGUUCCUAAGGCUCUCUUGGAGCAGUUGAAACCUGGUGGACGGUUGAUUCUCCCCGUAGGCCCCGACGGUGGCAGUCAGGUGCUGGAACAGUACGAUCGGCAGACUGAUGGGACCUUUCUCAAGAAAGCUUUGAUGGGAGUGGUUUAUGUCCCGCUGACUGACAAGAGGCGUCAGUGGCCUGGACGUGAGCUCUGACUGCAGUGUGGUUGCCCCUGCAGGAGGUGGCGUUGGUGCUGUAUUUCCGGGGCCCCUUAGCACUCCUCGUGGAUUCGCUGAGCCCCCAGACUAAAUGGCCACCUGCCCCACUGGGUUGUCACCUAGCAACAUACAAGGAGGAUCUCGCUCUGUUUGCCAAACCAGAUCGUCUUCCAAGAGUGCUAGAACAGUGAGCAACUGAAUGAGUGACCACCGCUAGACCGAUGACCUUACUCUCUAAAUCCUUGCAGUCAUUUUAAGUGAUUCACAGUAUUCACAGUGAAGUCCAGCAAAAAUGCAAUCACAGUUUGAGGAGCUGCAGUACAUGUACUGUACAUAUAUGUGUUCUGGAGGUCAGAAAUUCAGAAAUGAUGAGUCUGAUGGGGAUGCUUUGGUUAUGAAUACGUACAAGUACAAGCCAAGGAAUCUAAAUAAAAAUUCAAUAAGUUAAAGUAAUUUAUAUUUUGUGGUAAAAAAAAACAUCAUAUACUAUAUGUGUAGAAUAAGUCCUGUUGACAUUGUUACGGUAGAGCAGAGGAGGCAUUGUGCCAAAACUUGAUUAAGUGAGGCAGUUAAUUUUUUAAAAACUAUACAAGCGUUGAUUUAUGUGUGCAUUGAUACGAUUUAUUAAUAAAACUCACUAAAUGGA